AAACCUACGCAGGGCGCGGGGACUGCUGGGAAGAUGGCGGGUGUGAGCAUGGCGGCUGUGGCGUCCUGGCUGCCAGCUCGGAGGUGGGGCAGGGCUAUCGUCUCCUUUGGUUUACCUCGUGGUCUCGGCACCUUACUAACACGGAAUCCCAACUGGGCGCCACGGUGGCUCCCAGCUUGCAGACAAAAGACAUCACUCUCUUUCCUUAAUCGACCAGACCUUCCCAGCCUGGCUUAUAGAAAGCUAAAAGGCAAAAGUCCAGGAAUUAUCUACAUCCCUGGCUAUCUUUCUAAUAUGAAUGGUACAAAAGCAUUGGCGAUUGAGGAAUUUUGCAAGUCGCUAGGUCACGCCUGUAUAAGAUUUGAUUACUCUGGAGUUGGAAAAUCAGAUGGGAACUUGCAAGAAUCCACAGUAGGAAAAUGGAGAAAAGAUGUCCUUUCUGUAAUUGAUCAUUUAGCUGAAGGCCCACAGAUACUAGUUGGAUCUAGUCUUGGUGGAUGGCUGAUGCUUCAUGCUGCAAUUGCACGGCCAGGAAAAGUGGUUGCCCUUAUUGGUAUUGCUACAGCUGUCGAUGGCCUAGUAACACAGUUUAAUCAACUUCCAGUUGAGGUGAAAAAAGAAAUUGAGUUAAAAGGUGUGUGGACCAUGCCAACAAAAUACAAUGAAGAAGGUUUUUACCACAUUCAGUAUAGUUUCAUUAAAGAAGCUGAACACCACUGCUUGUUGCAUAGCCCUAUUCCUGUGAACUGUCCUGUGAGAUUGCUGCAUGGCAUGAAGGAUGACAUCAUACCUUGGCAUACAUCCAUACAAAUUGCCGACAGGUUAAUCAGCACAGAUGUAGAUGUCAUCCUCAGAAAACACAGUGAACACCGAAUGAAAGAAAAAGCGGACAUUCAUCUUCUCGUGUGCACUAUUGAUGAUUUAAUUGACAAGCUUUCAGUUGUAGGUAUUUAGAAUCACAGUUUUAGUUGGCAUGUAAACUAGUGAGUCUGAAGAUUGGAAGAAGAAUAACCCAAAUACUUAGAAGUUUGUUCCUUCUUUCCUAUGUUUUAUCAAUAUCACAUAAGUAUUUAUUUAAUAAUGUAUGCACACAAGUGAUAUAAAUUGUUAAGAAAGCACCAACUGUUGUUUGAAAUUGUUUCUCUGUCAAUCCUUUCUUUAGUCUUUGUUAUCACAUAAAUGUGUUCUUUUUUCUUUUUACUCAAGAGAUACUUAGUUUUUGAUGUUUCUCUUAACUGCCAACCCAUAAUAGCACUCUUCUAUCUAGAAUUAUUAAUAAAACUUGAACUAUUUUUGUUUGAUAGAAGUCUAUAUGGAGAUUUGUAAAAUUACUUCUGACCUUAAAAGGCAAUUCAUGGUGUAUUGCACCAAAGUAAAGGACUUGGGUGGGUUGUGGGGAGGGUUCAGGUCCUGGAACAUGAUGUCAGAAGACAUAGUGGAGGUUGAAUUGUUAUGUGGAAACCUGAGAAAUGUUAUACAUGUACAAACUACUAUGUUUUAUUUUUUUUACUGUAUUUUAUUGUUGACUGUAAACCAUUACCCUCCCCCCAAUAAAAAAUGCAGUUCACAAGAUAA
Molecule: messenger RNA, 1575 nt
Organism: Erinaceus europaeus (western European hedgehog)
Lineage: Eukaryota; Metazoa; Chordata; Mammalia; Eulipotyphla; Erinaceidae
Gene: ABHD10
Product: abhydrolase domain containing 10, depalmitoylase
Exons: 5
Coding region: 34-954 (306 amino acids)
Biological process (GO): protein depalmitoylation
Cellular component (GO): mitochondrion
Molecular function (GO): palmitoyl-(protein) hydrolase activity; hydrolase activity, hydrolyzing O-glycosyl compounds
Source: RefSeq, a predicted model, not a curated record